This is a messenger RNA of Nerophis ophidion (straightnose pipefish), 7678 nucleotides long. RefSeq lists its product as uncharacterized. Lineage: Eukaryota; Metazoa; Chordata; Actinopteri; Syngnathiformes; Syngnathidae. Gene Ontology annotation, molecular function: cadherin binding; calcium ion binding. The transcript is spliced from 15 exons. Gene Ontology annotation, biological process: multicellular organism development; cell-cell junction assembly; calcium-dependent cell-cell adhesion. Bases 463 to 5157 code for a protein of 1564 amino acids. Gene Ontology annotation, cellular component: adherens junction; catenin complex; plasma membrane. The record is from RefSeq and is a predicted model, not a curated record.
AGAGAGAGUCUCCGUGCGUCGGACUCGGCUCGCCAGAGGAGCCGCAGACUAGAGACCAUCGCCGCCAAGACGUCCGUCCUCUCAGGACCCAGUGACUCCCCUCCCAAGGGUCGACAGGCAACAAGCAAGGUGCACACCUGGGACCGAUCGGCGGCGGCUCAGCAGGAUAUUCAACCCUCUUUUGAAACGCUGAACGAGGAUCGCCCCUAGAGAAGAAGGAAACCAACACAGCCGGAAGAAGCCUGGGGAGAUAGAAGAAUAUAUCGAGUAGUGUGGGGGAAAACGGAAAGAAAGGAGUGACUGGCACUUGCCCUCUAGCUAAGUCAUAGGUGCUGAUUGAAAGAGUGACAGGUGGGGGGGAUAAAACGAGGGAAAACUGCGGAGAGAAUGAAGACGGACUGGAAACAAGGACUGCCUCAGAGCAACUCGGGCUCCAAUUAGGACAUCUUCCCACCAGACAAGAUGAUUACGAGUAAUCUUCUAUUGCUUUCCAUGUGCCUGUGGGAGGUGCUGUCAGGAGGAGUUUUUGCCGGCAAGGUUGUGUGGAUGAGAGGAGUGGGUGGGUCCCACAUGAUGAAGCCGGAGGAGAACAAAGCGACGGACCUAUGGGAAGCGAGCAGGGACACGAAUGCGAUGCCGGUGGUGACUCUAAGAAACCUGAUCAGUCACGCACUGCCAAGCGACACCGGAUCGUACGCCAAAGAGCAGCUUAGUCCGUCGGCCGCCAUCAAGCCCAAGCACGAGGUCGACGCUGUCAGCAAGAAAGAGGUCAGCCACCGCAAGGAGUUCAGUCAGAAUUCAAAGAAAACUAAGAACGCCACAAAGAAUGCGGAGAAUAAAACGGGCAAAACAAUCCUACCGCAUCACAAGCUGGACUUGCAUUCGAAUAAAACCAGAUUCAGAUCGAGUUCAAGAUCGAAAGGCAGACCUGAUUUGAACAUCUACGCAACAGGCAUUCCGGGGAAAGCCAUAAGCGUCGAGGCAAACCGAAAACUGAACCUCAGCGGAAGUUCGGAAGUUCUGAAAGUGCUGUCUAAAGACAACCUCGUGAGGAUUGUCAAUUCCCAGAUGCGGAAUGUUCCCGGCUUGAACUUUCCGAGCAAGGGCAGCCGGAGCAGAAAGAGAGAUUUGAUUGACGUUAAUCACGGACAGUUAGAGACUCUGAAAACCUCCAGACAAGAAAUGUCCGUCACCGGCUCUGAUAACCAGACUGCAUUUCCAUAUAAAAGUACAGUCACCGCUCCCGAGCCUAAUCACAGUACUGAUACAGUAAAUCCUAAAGUGGAAGUCCCGAGUUUAAGUAAUAGGCAGGAAACUUUGGGACUACAAACCUCAGAUGGCGGUGAAAACAAGAGGAGACGGGGUCUAUUCAGGUCAACACCUCUGAGCUCAGAAAAAGGAAUAACCAUCAACCCGACGGAGUCAGCUCUCAAACUGACAAAACAUUUCCCGCUGUAUGUUCCCUCUGAAACAAAUGGCGCCACUCCAUCUGUGCUGACAAAGCAGCCCCAAGGUCUCAGACCUGGGAACAGAACGGCAGAUUCCCACAGAGACCCAUUAACGGAGCCGGUUCACAUUGCUCAAACAGAGCUCGGCACGGCUCACUACUCAGCAAAUGAAGAGAAAAAACUUGUCAACGGCACUCAUGUCCUAAGGCUCAAUCCAGCUCCUGAAUGGAACCACGAUGCAAAAGGUGCCCAGGCGCAGGCGGGGGAUCCAGAACAUGGGAAUAACUUGGUAUUUGAAGAAGCGGAGCCAGAGGACCAGGCGGUUGAUCCCGCGGAACCGAAGAGGUCUCGCUCUCGGAGCAGGAGAAGUUGGAUAUGGAACCAGUUCUUUGUCAUCGAAGAAUACGCCGGGCCGGAACCUGUUCUCAUUGGCCGGCUGCACACCGACAUGGACAGGAAUGAUGGACGCACUAAAUAUGUCCUGCGAGGCGAGGGGGCGGGCUCCGUCUUCGUGAUCGAUGAGAAGACAGGAAACAUCCACGUGACAAAGCCACUGGACCGCGAGGAGAAGGACGAGUAUCGCCUCAUCGCCACGGCCACGGACAGGCAGACGGACCGCGCCCUGGAGCCCUCGUCGCAGUUCAUCAUCCGGGUGCAGGACAUCAACGACAACCCGCCCCUCUUUGAUGACGGCCCCUACAGCGCCACCGUGCCGGAGAUGGCCAACAUAGGCACCUCCAUCAUCCGGGUGACGGCGACAGACGCCGACGACCCGACUUACGGGAACAGUGCCAAGCUGGUGUACACUCUGGUCCAGGGCCAACAGUACUUCUCCGUCGAUCCCCAGACAGGGAUCCUGCGCACAGCCGUCCCUGACAUGGACAGGGAGACCCAGGAUCAGUACCUGGUGGUCCUUCAAGCCAAAGACAUGGGAGGCCAUUUAGGGGGAUUGUCCGGGACCACCACCGUCACAGUCACCCUCUCGGACGUCAACGACAACCCUCCGCGCUUCACCCAGAGUAUGUGGUCCUUCUCCGUGUCCGAGCUGGCCGUCCCCGGCGCGGAAAUAGGACGCAUCGCGGCGGGCGACGCCGACCUCGGAGACAACGCCAGGCUGGAGUACACCAUCUUGGAGGGCGAGACGGGCGACACCUUCAACAUCUCGGGAGUCGACCGGGACGCCGUCAUCACGCUGAACAAGGCCGUCGACUACGAAAGCCGCAGCUCCUACUCCUUCUCCGUGGAGGUCCUCAACCCCACCGUGGACCCUCGCUUCCUGCGUCGAGGACCUUUUAAAGACCGGGCCUCAAUCCGAGUCGCGGUGCUGGAUGCCGACGAGCCGCCAAGGUUCUCCAGGGCCCGGUACCACAUGGACGUGUCAGAAAACUGCCCUCCGGCCUGCACCGUGGGCCGGGUCAGCGCUGUGGACCCGGACACUGGUCUGACCAACAACAUCAGGUUCUCCAUUGACCCUCAGUCGGACCCGGAGGCUUUGUUCCGUAUCACCCCGGACGCUGGCCUCAUUACCACGGCCAUGGAACUGGACCGGGAACGCGAGCACUGGCACAACAUCACGGUCAUUGCCACCCAGAGAGACAACCCCAGCCAGGUGUCCAGGGUUCUGGUUGCUAUAGAGACUUUGGACCUCAACGACAACGCCCCCGAGCUGGACAGGCAGUACAACACAGCCAUGUGUGACUCAUCUACCAUAGGGCAGGUGGUGCAGGUGUUGCGGGCGAUUGAUAGAGAUGAGGGCGGGAAUGACAGCGCCGUGUUCUUCAGCAUCCCCCCGGAGUCCAGCACCGCCCUCAACUUCAGCGUGAGGGACAGCGGUGGUCCCACCGCCAGCCUGGUGCUUCUCUCCCAGCUGCUGCCGCUGUCCCGCUCCUCGGCCUCCACCCUCACCCUCCACGUGCCGCUGGUCCUGCGAGACGGCACCUCGGGUCUGACCAGCACCGGCACGGUCACGGUCUCGGUCUGCCCCUGCCUGCGAGGCGGGGCCAAGACCGGGGAGAAGGGCCAACAGGCGGAGGAGGGCGAGUGGGACUGGGAGAGAGAGGCGGUGUGUCUUCCUCAGCAUUCCACCUUGCCUUCACCCGGACUCAGCACCGCCGCCCUGCUGGCCAUUCUGGCAUGCGUGGCCACGCUCCUGGCGGUGAGCGCCCUGUCCUUGUCGCUGCGGCGUCAGAAGCGGGACUCCCUGUCGCCGCUGGAGGACGACGACGUGCGCGAGAACAUCAUCACCUACGACGACGAGGGCGGCGGCGAGGCGGACACGGCGGCCUUUGACAUCGCAGCGCUGCAGAGCGCCCCGCACAGCUCGCGCUCGCGUAGCUACCGCACGCUGGACAGCAGGAACGUACGCUACGCCCAACGUUGUCAGGACAAAGGUCGCAUGUACAGCUGGACUCAGAACCCGGGGGUGGACCACAACUACUCCGGCCCGGGCGGACCCGUCUACGGCCGCCUGUGCUACAGCAGCCACACCUUGCCAGUUCUCCGCCGCGCCCCGGCUGGAACCUUCCAACCGGGCCUGGCAGAGCUGGGCUACCACUUUCCCGGGGGCCAGCCGGACCACUCGCUGGUCAUCCAGAACCAGGCCGCCAUGGUCGGACCCAUGGACUCGGGGGCCGCCUACGUCACCGCCGCCGACCUCAGCGCGGGGAGCCGGACGGGGAGCCAGGCGGGCAGCCGCGACGGCACCGCCACCCAGAGCGGCGUGAGCACGUCGGACGAAGGGACGCCGCGGACUGGCAACAACCAGGAGAAACGGCGAGGGAUGAGGUCUUCCAGCAACUGCACCGAGGACAGCAGUGAGGACAAAGUCAACCACACCCAGGAUCUGGACUGGGUGCAGUCGGAGACCCUACCCAGGGAGAACAACCUGGUCCUGACGCGAUCCGGCUCCACGGGGGCCUGGAUGUGCGACUCGGCCACGCUCCCGGUGGCGGGUCGCAGGGCUUCCCGAGCCGGCGUGCCCGCCAAAGGCGAGUCGGACUGCGGCGGAGGAGCCGGGACCGCCUCUUCUGACGGACAAGCCGGCACCGGACGGGGCAACUACGCCGCCGUGUUGCAGGGCGAGUCGCCCGGGAGAGGAGGACUGGAGAUGGGCAGCAACUUUGUGGUGGCAAGGCCGGAGAGAGAAGCCGGUGGGAUGUCUUUGACUGGGACUCCUUCGGUCUACCCAGACUCUGGGUUCGUUGGGGACUGGCGGGAUCGGGUGGGUUUGGGAGGUUAUGUGUUGGCAAGGAUGGAUAUGACCCCGCAGCUUUUACCCUUCCCAGGUCAGCCUCGGGGAGCCUAUGGGGGCGUCGUUGGCUUUAGUCCUGGUUGGGGCCCAGGAAUGGAGGCAUCAAGGGGGACACCAGGUUCUGCGGGUCCCUCUUUGGCUCUAAGGGUGGGCGAGUUCCUACGCCUACGCCUGGCCCAGGUCACUUUCGACCCCUCGCAGCCGCCGUACGACUCGGUGCAGAUCUACGGCCUGGAGGGCACCGGGUCCCGGGCUGGCUCCUUGAGCUCCCUGGAGAGUGAAGGAGACAAGGAGGCGGAUAAGGAGGACUGGGGUGCCGGAUUGGAGGAAUGGGGACCCCAGUUCCAAAAGUUAGCGCAGCUCUUCAGAGACCACGAGAAGGAGAAAGAAACCAAGGAGCAAGUGGAGGACAGCGCCAAAGAGGAGACCGACCAGAGGGAGAAAAAGAGGAAGGACUGAAGGGAGACUACGGAAAAAGGGAACUUAAGAAGGGAAAGAAGCAGGACUGGAAGAGAAGUUAAAUGGAGGAAAGAUGAAGAGGCAAAGUAAUACAAAGAGACGCAGACAAAUGAGCCCAGAGAAGGAGAGGAAGUGAUUGAUGUAAUUUCAAGCAAUAAGCGUUCAAGCGCUGAUACGGCUGAGCACGGAAGACCGGGACCAGACAAAGGAUGACGGACGACUUGUCCAACGCUCGGGACAAAGAACAACAAGCUGGUCGUAAAAAAGAACAGUCCGGGGCGUGCGGUGGAAUCUCCGUUUGCGAAUUUCAGCCGUUAUCGGACGGGGGUCGUAAAUAGAAAAGUUGGUGGACUGAAACUAAUUCAUCCAGGACGUAAACACGACCUGGCAGGCACCAGACAUUGAAACAACGUCCAUCGCACAUACAAGUUCUUUAAAAUUGUGGAUCUAACGUUGGAUCCAUGUUGUUGUCGUCAAUGGUCAAAUCAACGUCAGAACCCAGCAUUGAUUAAACGUCGUCAAAAAGCAUGUUGUAUUUGUGUUGUUGAAUAUUGGUUGGGAAAUGACCAAAAUUCAAUGGUCUAAUCAACGUCAGAACCCGACAUUGAUUAAAUGUCGUCAAUAAGUAUGUUGUUUCAACGUUUUACUUGUGUUGGAAAAUGACCAAAAUUCAACGGUCAAAUCCAUUUCAGAACACGAAAUUGAUUAAACGUCAAAAAGCAUGUUUCAACAUCAGUUUUGAGUUGGAAAAUGACCCAAAUUCAACGGUCAAAUCAACGUCAGAACCCGAAAUUGAUUAAACGUUGUCAAAAAACAUGUUUCAAUGUUGUAUUUGUGUUGGGAAAUGACCAAAAUUCAAUGGUCAAAUCAACGUAAAAAUCCAUAACGUUGAAAGAACAUCCUUUUUUGACGUUUAUUCAAUGUUGGAUUCUGACGUUGAUUUGAGCAUUGAAUUUUGGUCAUUUCCCAACCAAUAUUCUACAACACAAACACAACGUUGAAACAACAUGCUUUUUGACGACGUUUAAUCACUUCUUAAAUUCUGACAUUAAUUUGACCAUUUAAAUUUAGUCAUUUCCCAACCAAUAUUCAACAACACAAUUACAACAUGCUUUUGACGACGUUUUAUCACUUCUUAAAUUCAGACAUUAAUUCGACCGUUGAAAUUUAGUUAUUUCCCAACCAAUAUUCUACAACACAAAUUCAUCGUUGAAACAACAUGCUUUUUGACGACGUUUAUUCAAUGUUGGAUUCUGACGUUGAUUUGACCAUUGAAUUUUGGUCAUUUCUCAACCAAAAUUCAACAACACAAAUUCAAGGUUGAAACAACACGCUUUUUGAUGACGUUUAAUCACUUCUUAAAUUCUGACAUUAAUUUGACCGUUGAAAUUUAGUCAUUUCCCAACCAAUAUUCUACAACACAAAUUCAACAUUGAAACAACAUGCUUUUUGACAGCGUUUAAUCAAUGUUAAAUUAUGACGUUAAUUUGACCAUUGAAUUUUGGUCAUUUUCCCAACCAAUAUUCUACAACACAAAUACAACGUUGAAACAACAUGCUUUUUGACGACGUUUAUUCAAUGUUGGGUUCUGACAUUGAUUUGACCGUUGAAUUUUGGUCAUUUUCCAACCAAUAUUUAACAACACAAAUACAGCGUUGAAACAACAUGCUUUUUGACGACGUUUAAUCAAUGUUGGGUUCUGACGUUGAUUUGACCGUUUAAAUUUAGUCAUUUCCCAACUAAUAUUUAACAACACAAAUUCAACGUUGAAACAACAUGCUUUUUGACGACGUUUAUUCAAUGUUGGGUUCUGACGAUUUGACCAUUGAAUUUUGGUCAUUUCUCAACCAAAAUUCAACAACACAAAUUCAAGGUUGAAACAACACGCUUUUUGAUGACGUUUAAUCACUUCUUAAAUUCUGACAUUAAUUUGACCGUUGAAAUUUAGUCAUUUCCCAACCAAAAUUCAACAACACAAAUACAACGUUGAAACAACAUGCUCUUUGACGACGUUUAAUCACUUCUUAAGUUCUGACGUUGAUAUGACCGUUGAAAUUUGGUCAUUUCCCAACCAAUAUUUUACUACACAAAUACAACGUUGAAACAACAUGCUUUUUGACGACAUUUAAUCAAUGUUGGGUUCUGACGUUGAUUUGACCGUUGAAUUUUGGUCAUUUUCCAACCAAUAUUUAACAACACAAAUACAGCGUUGAAACAACAUGCUUUUUGACGACGUUUAAUCAAUGUUGGGUUCUGACGUUGAUUUGACCGUUUAAAUUUAGUCAUUUCCCAACUAAUAUUUAACAACACAAAUUCAACGUUGAAACAACAUGCUUUUUGACGACGUUUAUUCAAUGUUGGGUUCUGACGAUUUGACCAUUGAAUUUUGGUCAUUUCUCAACCAAAAUUCAACAACACAAAUUCAAGGUUGAAACAACACGCUUUUUGAUGACGUUUAAUCACUUCUUAAAUUCUGACAUUAAUUUGACCGUUGAAAUUUAGUCAUUUCCCAACCAAAAUU